GUUUUUGACGGACAGGCUGAGCGCGCACAGGUGUGCUGAUAGGCCGUCUGUGCCAUCUUCCCCCGGCGUGCUGUUGGCACUGUGUCGCUGGCACAUCACUCUGUUUGGUGUUUGCCCUGACAUGCAAAUAGUCUGAAAUCUAUCAGCUGUACGGGAAACUAGAAUCGAUAAGCUGUAGUUGUUCCAUUCAUGUGAGUUUCCUGGUUUCAGUGUAGCAAUGCAGUGUGUGCUGCUCCUCCAGGUGUGCCUCCUAGGAUUUGGCUUGUCCGCGGCCAGUCCUGGAAGGAAGUUUCUGACUAUGUUCCCUCCACAUAAUGACCCAGCAGCAAAUGUUACCCAUCAAGUCACUAUCACAGCCACUGGUGUUUGGUCCUCCGUCAUUGUGGAGGUGCUGGAAAGCAGUUUCCUGCAACACAUCUACCUCUCGGCCAGCCAGUCAAAGACAAUCCACCUGCCACUGUCUGUGGGAAUGUCCGGUGAUCGUUCCUCCCACCUCCUCAGUGUGAGGUCUACGUGGCCUGUUACAGUCCUUGCAUCAUUCUGUACCCACACUGGUUGUGACCACAGCCUCCUCCAUGAUGUGUCCUCCUGGGGGACCCACUACUAUCCCAUUACUCCUGACAUGUCUGCUGUCAGCCAGAUGGUGAUCACCAGCUCAGACCGGGAGACAUCCGUGGAUGUCUUCCUCUCUGGAGACGUGCUCUCUGAAGGCAAUAUGUAUCCCAGGGGUAGUGUCCUUAAGUUGCAUAUAGGGGGGCUGCAGAGUGUUUACCUCCAGAGCAACUCAAGCCUGUCUGGCUCAGAGGUAAUCUCCAAAGAAGCUGUAAGUGUAGUGGUUGGUUUUACCUGCACCAAACACACAGCCCAGGAUUGCUCGUAUGGAUUUGCUGAACUGAAACCAGUCUCGCACUGGAGUUUUGAUUACAUUAUACCUCCUUUGGCAAACACAGGAAUGAGUUCCAGUUUCCUGUUGGCAAUAGCUACCAUUAACUCACACCUGGACGUCACUGCCAGCACCGAGCGACAGAAUAUGUCUCUGGUUGGUGGCGUUAUGAAGGUCAUUCCAGUCGUGGCCUCAGAUAAAAUCCACAUUAUCAGUGACAGUCCUCUUCAGCUUGUUUACUUCAGACGUUACAAUGCACAGCAGAGACCUUCAACUCUAAUAGUACUGCCAUCUGUUGAUGAUAUCUGCCAGACUGUCGCUAUGUUUGAUUCAGGUGAUAUGAGUAAGCAGCAAGAUAACAGUACAGGCACAGGAGAUUUGCAGUCUGGUUUUAAAUUCUCCCUGAAGCCCAACUUUACUCAGCUGCCUGACGGUAAUGCUGAGCCCAGUUCUCUUCACACAGACACAGAUGUGGGGAAUUACCUGAGCACCAUGAGCAGACAAUAUCCAGCAGUGUGUUACAAAACUGCAGCGUCUUGUGAAGAGCUGCGCUGUGGUCACAAACGGAAGUGCUUUAUCAAAGAUGGAAAGCCACUCUGUGUUUCAAAAACUAAGAUAUGCUCUGCGUGGGAUGACUCUUAUUACCGCACGUUUGAUGGAGGAGAUUUUGUCCUGCAGGGAAACUGUAACUACACUUUGGUUCAGACGACCUGUCCAGGCUUAAAUGCUUCUAUUCCACUACAGAUUAAUAUAGCACGAGCAUAUUUGAAGAGUGCCACUGUCUCCACCAUCCACACAGUGGAGAUAAGCAUCCAGGGCUUUAACAUCUCCAUAGUUAAAGAAGACAAAACGUAUGUUAGGAUUAACGGACAGAAAAAGAACCUGCCCCUCACUCUGGGAAACGGGUCCCUGAACUUUUAUCAAAGUGGCUCCAGCGUUGUCUUAGACACCACCUUUGGCCUGGCUCUGCAGUACGACUGGAAACACCAUCUCCAGGUUGAAGUUGGCCCAGAGCUGUAUGGCCUCCUGUGCGGUUUGUGUGGAAAUGCUAAUCGCAGCUCCUCAGCUGGCGCCAUUGCCCCUAAUGGCACUGAUGAUACCCAGACAGUGGAUUUCACCCUCCCAUGGGUGGUGAACGGUGACACAGGCUCCUGUAUUGAAGACUGCGGUGGUGGUGUCUCAUGUCCAGUGUGCACUCGAAGCCAGACCAAAUCAUUUCCUGGCAAUAAAGGCCGCUCCCUUGGGAUUGGGUGCACUCUGCUUGUGAGGAGCAAUGGACCUUUUGCAGACUGUCACUUGUAUAUUGAUCCUGAGCCCUUUGUUCGUAGCUGUGUGAACAGCCUGUGUGUCAAUGAAGAUGCCUCCUCUGUAUGCAAGGUCUUGACGGCCUAUGCCAACAUCUGCCAGAGGCUCUCGGCCAGAGUCCAAAACUGGAGAACCAUCUCACAGUGCUCUAUGGUAUGUCCAAAAAACAGCCACUAUGAGAUCUGCGGUUCUGCCUGCCCUGCUACCUGCGCUAACCCGGAGGCCCACAGCAAUUGCUCCCUGCCCUGUGUGGAAUCAUGCCGGUGCAACAAGGGGUACCUGCUGAGUGGUGGGAAGUGUGUACCACACAGCAAGUGUGGCUGUCUUCACCAAGGGUCCUACUAUCACCCCAAGGAGAACUUCUGGAUCGACGAACACUGCCAGGAGAAGUGUGUCUGCCAGCCCAGCUCCAAGACGGUUAUGUGUGCUCAGUCUCAAUGCCAGGAUGGAAAAGUGUGUAAGCUUCUGAACGGAGACCUCGGCUGUCACGCGGAUGGGCCCGGAGUGUGCAUAGCCAAAGGAGAUCCUCAUUAUACCACCUUUGACGGGCGUCAUUUUGAUGUGUAUGGCAACUGUACUUAUCUACUCACUUCUCACUGUCCCACCUGGGGGGACCUGGAAGACUUCACCGUGGAGGUCCAGAACCACAUAGAGGAUGCUACAAAUGUUUCCUUUCGGCAUGUUAAAAUGGCAGUCUUUGGUUACUCCAUUGAGAUGUCAAAUGAACAGAGGAACAGAGUUAUGGUAAAUGGUCUGCUACUGCGUCUUCCAUCUGUUUUGAGCCAGGGCAAAGUAAAGCUCUACAUGGCUGGACUCUCAAAGUGUAUAGAGACUGACUUUGGCCUUGUGGUAACACACAGCUCUGAUGUCCUGACUGUUCGAAUGCCAAGGACCUACUCUGGUAAUCUCUGUGGCCUGUGUGGGGACUUUAAUGGCAAUCCAGAAGAUGAUGUGAUGCCCGACGACGAAUCCGAUAUGUCUCAGGCCGUGAGACACUGGAAAACCAGCAGCAUACAUGAAUGCGUGGAUGUGCCUAUGAACAACUCGGGUUGUAAUUCACACGAUCGGACUCUUUAUGAGGGGAAAGAUUUCUGUGCAAGGUUACUGGAUACAGAAGGAGCGUUCCAGAGCUGCCAUGAAAUGGUCGAUCCACAAGAUUUUUAUGAUAACUGUGUUCAUGACCUCUGCUUUAGUAACCAGGCCACCCUGUGUCAGAUUCUGUCCAGCUAUGUUGCUGUAUGUCAAGAAAUGGGAGCUAUAGUGGAUGAAUGGAGAAAUUUAAACUUUUGCAAUCACUCCUGCCCUCCUAACAGUGAAUACCACCUGUGCUCCACUCACAUGUCUGACUGUGUGGCAAACCCAAGUCCUCCAGCAGUGAAAUGCAAAGAGGGAUGUUUCUGCAAACCUGGGUUCUUCCACAGUGGUGGGAAAUGUCUACGAAACUCUGAGUGUGGCUGCAUUCACAAUGAUGUUUACUAUGAAAUCCAUGAUAACUUCUACCCCGAUGAGCACUGUAAGCUGCACUGUGUCUGUGUGGGCCACAACACAGUGCAAUGUACCAACCACACAUGUCCAAAAGGAACAACAUGUGCCACCCAAGAUGGCCACAGGGCAUGUCAUGCACCACAACCCGUUAAAUGUGCAGUCAUGGGCGGCAGGCACUUCACGAACUAUGAUGGACGUAGGUUUGACUUUAAUAUGGGAAGCUGCCGUUAUGUUCUAUCCCGGGUUUGUGACGAGGAAGAGUCUGAGCCCACUGUUAUUAUCCAGCAAGGACAGCUGCACCUCAGGGUCCGUGGAGUGAACAUAUCUUUGGAGAUGGAGCAUUUGGGAAAAGUAAAGAUUGAUGGUGUUUUGAGGAGGCUUCCUGUCCAGCUGGAUCAUGCAGCAAUACUGUUUUCUGGCUCGCUUACUCGUGUUGUUGUAGACACAGGGACUGUUGUCACUUAUGGAGGGCCUAAUCUGGUACAAAUAGUGAUUCCUGCCUCCCAUAGCAAAAUGUGUGGCUUGUGUGGAAACAUCAGUGCCAUUACUACUGACAAACAGAGCCUGAAUUCCAGCCUUGCAAGUGAUGCUUUUAUCUUUGCAUCUUUGUCACUUUCACCUCCUGGAACAAACUGCUCUGAAAAAUGCGAUUCCUGUUCAGAGUGCAACUCUACCAUGGAAGCUUCAUUUGCAUCUGAUAACCUCUGUGGCCUGCUGCUCGCUCCUGCAGGAUCAUUUGGUGAAUGCCACUCCACUGUGGACCCAAAGCCCUUCUUUCACAACUGUGUGAAUGACUUGUGUUUGUCUAAUGGGAAUGAAGAAUUGUUUUGCAGCAGUUUGAGAGCGUACACUUUUGCAUGCCAGGAGGCAGGAGCGAAGGUCAAACCAUGGAGGGGUGAGAAGUGCACACUCUCAUGCCCCGAAAACACUCACUAUAAUAUAUGUGUCAGUGCGUGCCCUGAGUCCUGUGGCAUUUUAUCCGAUAUCCCCUGCCCAUGGGCCUGUUAUGAGGGAUGUCAAUGCAAGUCUGGAUACAUGCAGAGUGGGAAUGGCUGCGUCAAAGCUGAGGAAUGUGGUUGCUUCUACAGUGGGCACUAUUACAAGAUUGGGGAGAUAUCGUGGGCUGAGGGAUGCUCAGAGCGGUGUAACUGCUCCGCCGCUGCCACCAUGUGCUGCGAGCCAGCCUCUUGCCCCGAGGGAGAGAGCUGCACCCUUAACAAUACCUGGGGCUGUGCAAGGAAAGGUGAUAAUGAUUCUAAAAUCUGUGAAGAUGGCAAGACUUGUGGUGUUCAAAGCCAACCUCUGCAAACCCAGUGUUGGGUACUGGGAGGUGCCCAUUUCUACACUUUUGAUGGGAAGGUGUUUGAAUUCCUAGGAAACUGUACCUACACUCUGGCCCAACUAUUGAAUGACACCAGUGAGAAUUUGACAUUUUGGGUAGGGGUACAGAAAGACAGGACCCCCGACGAGGCUUCCUCUCUCAAAGCUAUCCAUGUCAAAAUGGCUCAAGACAAUAUUACCAUCUACAGAGGGGAAAAAGGCCAUGCUUGGAUAAAUGGCGAGAAAAGGCUACUACCCGUGACUCUGCAGUUUGCACGCGUGAAGAUUUAUCAGAGUGGCAUGUUUGUUGUUGUAGAUACUCACCUGGGAAUCCAAAUUAAGUAUGACUGCUCUCAUAUUGCCACUAUCCUCCUCUCCAAUACAACAGCAGUCCAUGGCAUGUGUGGGAAUAAUAACGGCAUUAAAGAUGAUGACCUCAAGACCCCACAGGGGGAAGCUGUUGAUGCUACCACCUUUGGCUGGAGCUGGAGAGUUGCUGAUCAGGAAGCUCGGUGCACAGCAGAUUGUGGAGAUGCCUGCCCACGCUGCUCUGCUGAGCAGCUACUGGAGAAGGAUGUCGCCAGUCAAUGGAUCUCUAUGCAAGAGAACAUCUGGUCACCACAAAAUCCAUUCUACGUGUGCCGGGAAGUUGUUAAUUACACUAAAAUCUCAGCAGGUGUCAGCAUGUUUGACCUGUGCUCUAGUAAUGACACUCAGGAGGUCCUCUGCCCCAUCUUGGAGGCCUACGCUGCCGCCUGCCAAAAUGCCCAGAUCCACAUCAGAGAGUGGAGGAACAGCACCUUCUGCCCCGUUUCCUGCCAACUGAACAGCCAUUAUAAGUCCUGUGGCUCAGCCUGCCCUCCCACCUGCGAGGACCCAUCCGGUUCAAGACCGUGCACCCUGGCUUGCGUGGAGACCUGCCAGUGUGACCCAGGGUUCGUCAUGGACGGUGACACCUGUGUGCCCUUAUCCCAGUGUGGCUGCACUUACAACGGCUACCGUUACCAUGGCAACCAGACCUUCUGGGCAGACGAUGGAUGCACCAAACAGUGUGUUUGUGACCCCAGCACCAACCAGACGCAGUGCCGUUUGGAUUCCUGCGACCCCGACAAAUUCUGCGGCCUUCAAAACGGAGUCAGAAGCUGUGUGCCACACCCCCAGCAGACAUGCAUGUACACCGGUCAUCACGUAAUCACCUUCGAUCAGCAUGACUAUGAUUUGCACGGCACCUGUCGGUACCAGUUACUGGGCAUGUGUGGACAGGUACGAGGCCUCGAUCCCAUUCAGGUUUACGUACAGACGGAUGGACACUUGGCCUCAGCGCUUCAUGUCCUGGUCAAUAUAAGUGGUGUGCUUGUGGAGCUAAACAGCAAAAACAGUGAGAGCAUAGAGGUCGAUGGUGUCAAGAGGAGCAUGCCCUAUCACUUCAGCCCUUCUGCGCUGGCGUUCUCUUUGGGGCUGCACACUUACAUCUACACAGACAUGGGCUUUGAAUUUAGUGUGGGCAUAGAGGGCAUAGUCAGCAUUAGUCUCUCCAGUAAAUAUGCUAAUGCUACUUGUGGGCUGUGUGGUAACUUCAACUCUGAUCCUACUGAUGACCUCACAGCAAAUGGCCUACAGGAGCAUCUCAGUCCAGAGCACUUUGGAAAAGCAUGGAGGAGUGGGCCGAAUCCUUGGUGUGUGGAGGGCUGUCUGGGAGGAAGUUGUCCAAAAUGUUCAUCUGAGCGUCUGGCCCGCUUCUCUGACCCGGAGGCUUGCGGGAGGAUUCUGGAAGUUAAUGGACCAUUCAGGCACUGUCAUGGCAAAGUGGACCCCUCUAGCUUUUACAAGCGCUGCGUCAGUGACCUGUGUCUUCAUGGAGGUCUCCAGCCUGCACUGUGUCACUCCCUGGCAGAGUAUACUGCUGUCUGCCUUUCCCACAAGGCUACAGUUUCUGCCUGGAGGAGUCCUGGAUUCUGCUACCUGUCCUGUCCCUCCAGUACCAGCUACAACAUGAGUUCUGCCUCUGUUCAGCUCUGCCUCAGUUGGCAGAAUAACACAGUAGAGAUGCCUCCAAACAUGGGGGAGAACUGCCUUUGUGAAGCGGGGUUAGUUCACAGUGGCAGCCUGUGUGUCUACCCAGAAAACUGUGGCUGCUUCCACCACAGAGAAUACCUCAGAGCAGGACAGGAGGUGUCUACCUGCGAGCAAAGCUGUUUAUGUCAUGCUGGGGGACGCGUGACUUGUCGUAAUGUCUCCUGUGGUGAGGAUGAGGAGUGUAAGCUUAUUAAGGGUGUUCAAGGUUGCCACCCCAAACCCAAAGUGGCACGCUGCUCUGUUGAUGGAUCCCAAUACACCACGUUUGAUGGACAGGCAUUUGAAUUUCAUGGUUCAUGUAACUACACCCUGGUGCAGACGUGCCUCAAUAAACUGGAUGUGGAGCCUGUUUUCAUAGCUGCACAGGGCAACCACAGCGAGGGCAGGCAGAUCUACUUGCAAGUCGAUAAAAUGCAUUUUAAGAUGUCAGCAGCUUUUCCUGGAAAAAUUCAGGUAAAUGGAGUUUUCGAGAACCUGCCGUUCUCCCAGAGCAACUUGACUGUACAUCAGAAAAAUGGACGGAUAACCAUCAAGACCCUGCAGUCUGUUGAGCUAAUUUCAGACCUGCAAAACCACAUUCUGGUCAAAAUCCCCGACAUUUACCACCAGACAACCUGUGGCCUUUGUGGAAACUACAAUGAUAAUCCUUCGGAUGACCUGCAGCUGCCCAAUGGCACCAUGAUCUCUGAUCCUGACAUUGUUGGGCUGUCAUGGAAGUUGUCUGAUACCAAAUCAUCCUGCAGCAACACAUGUGACAGUACCUGUCAACUCUGCCAUUAUCCUGUGCCUGAGUACACAUCUGACCUGUACUGUGGCCUUCUCACCCAUCCCACGGGUCCGUUCUCCUCUUGUCACCAUUUAGUGUGCCCGAAUAAAUACUACGCACUCUGCAUGGAAAAUCUUUGUGAAGCAGAGGGACAACACUGGGCUCUGUGUGACGCACUGUGGGCCUACGAGGCAGCUUGUAAGGAGGCGGGAGGGAUGGUUGACCUCUGGACGAACUCCACAGGCUGUGCUUAUGAAUGUCCUCGAUUCAGCAACUACAGCCAGUGUGCCAAUGCUUGCUCCUCACUGUGUCCUGAGAUUAGCCAGACGGUGCAGUGCCCCAGAGACUGCGAGGAAGGCUGCCAGUGUAAUACCGGACACCUUUAUGAUGGUUAUUCCUGUGUUCCAGCAGAGCAGUGUGGCUGUGUACAGGACGGGAGGAGGUUUAAGGCCUCUGAGAGCAAACUGCUACAAAACUGUACUGUUAACUGCACCUGUGGGCCUCCUCUCGUCUGUGAGCAAUACUCAUGUCCUGCAUUGCACAGCUGUGUAGUUUCAGAUGGAAUUAUGGGUUGCCACAAGGAGGCACCAACCCCUGAUCCAUGUGAGGGAAAAUGUGAUGAAACUGAGACGUGUCAACUGAGCAAUGGCACACACAUCUGCGAGAGUCGUCGCGGUCUGUGCUGGGCCUGGGGAGGCCGGCACUACCACACCUUCGAUGGGCUCAACUAUAACUUCGAGGGGACCUGUGCCUAUCUGCUUACAGGCAGCAGGGGGUCAGCAAAUGGUCUGACACCCUUUAGUGUGUCCAAGAAGAACAACUGUAAAGGCAGCACUGUGUCGUCCACACAGGCGGUCACUGUAAAAGCUUAUGGGUACAUCAUUAAGCUUAGUGGAGGAAAUGGCAGCGUACAUGUUAACAACCAGGUGACUAAUAUUCCUGUUAAUCUGUUGCGAGGUAAGAUCCAGGUUUCUUCCAAGGAAGGCAAAGCUGUACUGAUGACUGACUUUAUGCGUGUAGUAUUCGAUGGGAACUCUAAUACUGUUGUGAAACUGGACCCAUACUACAAGGGUAAAGUGUAUGGGCUGUGUGGCAAUUUUAAUGGUGACCCUCAAGAUGAGUAUCCUGUAACUACACCUGGUUCCCCUCCUGUCAACACAACUGCGGCGCUCACUGAAGCUUACCGGCUCUUCGAUGGGGACGAUAACUGUUGUACUGGCUGUAAACGGAAAUCAGAUGAAGAUGACAUGCUUGCAGAUCCUGUUUCUGAGGUUGUCCCUGGUGGCAAAGGACAAUGUGCAGUGCUCAUGGAUCAGAAUGGUCCGCUUUCCCACUGUCAUAGUCGAGUUAAUCCAGAUUCCUUCUAUGACAGCUGUGUGUUUGAUCAUAUGCAUGACGGAGGGUCAGAACUUGCACUUGACGGGGCCAUGUAUUCAUAUUCCUUAGUGUGUGAAGAAGCCAGUGAUGGCUACAACGAUGAAGUGACAGCUGGUGUGCACUGUCCACCAAACAGCCACUACAAGACCUGCGGCUCAGCAUGUCCUCCAUCCUGUGAGUUUAACGCCACUUUCUGCAACAAGAAGUGUGUUCAGGCCUGCUUCUGUGACCCUGGCUUUAUUAGGAGUCAGAUUGGCUGUGUGCGUCCACAUCAGUGUGGCUGCACGGACUCCAGAGGCAAAUACUACAGCCUCAACUCAACUUUCUGGACGCCAGACAACUGUGGUCAGCUCUGUUUCUGUGGACCGGCUACUGGAGAGAUCCACUGCCAGCCAGCCCAGUGCCCCAGAGGAAUGGUCUGCAAGCGGCUACAGCACAAGCGGGUGUGUCAACCUGAAAAGCCUCAGAACUGUACUGUUGUCACCGGGCUGCAUUUUACAACUUUUGAUGGAUAUCAUUUUGACUUUCGGGACAGCUGUGCUUAUUCUUUGGUUCAGACUAAGGCCAACCUAACUGGACUAACACCAUUUAAUAUCACCAUCUCUGAUGCAAGUUGCCACAAAAGGCUUUUUCAUAGCCUGGAUUUAACACUCUCCAUCUAUGGUUUGGAGGUGGUGGUGAGAAAGGAUGACCCAGGGAAGGUUUUGGUUGAUGGACUGUAUAAGCCCUUGCCAUACUCUCACCAGACAGGCCAUGUUAAUGCCUACCACACACCUUCGUCUAUCAUCAUUCACACUGAUGUGGGGUUACAUCUGAUCAUCUACAACACUGGCACACUAAUGGUUAUCCUCCCCAGCAGUUACGCCUCCUCUGUCUCUGGUCUCUGUGGGAAUGCCAACACUGACCCUCACGAUGACCAAAUGAUGCCCAAUGAAGAGCUUGCCCAAAAUAAACUAGAGUUUGCCCACAGCUGGAGGAAGCCUGGAUCAGAGGCCUGUAGGUCCAACUGUUCCUCCAGACCGAAGCGUUGUCCUGCUGAGGUGCAGAAGCUUUUUGAAGGCAGUGAUUUUUGUGGGGUCUUGUUGAAUGAGCUAGGGCCAUUUGCAGACUGUGCGUCAGUGUUGAGUCCCAAGAUUUACUUCCACAGCUGUGUAACAGAUUCCUGCUCUUAUGACGGACACUACUCAGCACUCUGCAAUUCCAUUGCUGCUUAUGCUGCUGCCUGCCAAGCAGCUCAGCUGCCAGUCAGGCACUGGAGGAGUGACACUUUCUGUGGUAUGUCAUGCCCUAAGAAUAGCCACUAUGAGCUGUGUGGACCUCAAUGCCCUGUUGCGUGCCUCGGACUGUCCUCCCCAGCAGACUGUAGUGGAGGUUGUGAAGAGGGCUGCCAGUGUGACCCUGGCUACGUCCUGAGUGAUGGCCAGUGUGUGCUGGUUUCUGACUGUGGCUGCAUGCAUGAGGGGGAGUAUCACCCUGCUGGCCACUUCUACUCUGAGAAGAGCUGCCAAAAGUGUGACUGCAAAGGGGGAAGGGUGACCUGCGGCCCUGUGGAAAGCUGUUCAGUAAAGGAUGGCCUUACCGUGCAGUAUGGGGUGUGCCAAGUGUUUGCUGGCUUCGGCUACAUCACUUUUGAUGGUGUUGUUCUGCCUCACCAUGGAGCUUGCACCUAUAUAGUAUCAGCCCUCUCAUCUAAAGCCUUGCAUGACUAUACUCUGCUGCUUAGCUUUAAAAAGGACAUGACUGGCAUUUUCACAAUCAGCAGAGUGGUAUUUAAUUUGCAUUCAAUGGAGGUGUCCAUUGAUCCUGAAACUCUAUGGAAAAUACAAGUGAACAGAGAAGAACAUGGAGUGCCUUUCAACAAUGGACAACUAACAGCUUACCAAGAUGGCAACCGACUGAUUAUCAUCACACCAUCCGGGGUGGGGAUUGACAUGUCCUCCACCCAUUACCUCAGGUUGACUGUACCGCAGGUUUAUGACACCACAGCUUCAGGCCUCUGUGGGAACUUCAAUGGGGACAAGUAUGACGACAUGGAAAUGAGGAACGGCCACAUUGCAAAAAGCUUUGCAGAGCUCCUGCACAGCUGGGCAGCAGCUCCUGAAGAGCACUGCACUGACACUUGUGGGAGAGAGUGUGAGGAGUGUAGGCUGUCCCCACACGACAGCAUGGUCUGUGAUAUCCUGUUGAUCAAUAAUAUUGAAUUCCACCACUGCUGGAACAGUGAUGUGGAGCGAGAUAUUUACACACUCAUGUGCAACAGGGCACUUUGUGCCGGGGCAGCAGGGCAUGUGGCUGCAUGUCUAGCACUAGAAGCAUAUUCUGCAGCCUGCCAGAGUAAAGGGAUACCAGUGGGGUCAUGGAAAGAGAACACUCCAUGUGCUCUCCAGUGUCCUGACCGCAGCAGCCCCAGGAAGUGUGUUGACUCCAGCUCCAACUCAUGCCCCGCUCUGCUCCGGCCUGGCUCUCCAGCAACUGGCUGUUCAGAAGGCUGCGAGUGCCACAAUGGAAAUGUGUUUGAUGGGGGCGAGUGCGUACCUUACAGUCAGUGUGGGUGUGUUCAUCGUGAUGUAUAUAUCAAGCUGGAUGAACAGUUGUACACUGAGGACUGCACCCAGAGAUGCUGGUGCCACCCUUUGGGUGGGGCGAUAUGUGAGGGGGCAGAGUGCAGUGUGGGACAGCAGUGUGCUCUGAGAAAUGGUUCGUGGGGUUGUCAUGACAGACCUGAAGUUUGUGAGCUAAGGGGCAGCCUCCAGGUCUCCACAUUCAGUGGGCAGCAGCUGAGCUUGGAACCUCAGUUAUCUUACAGUCUGAUGUCCCUCUGUGACGAGGCAAGUGUGCACUGGUUCAGCCUGAUCUCUUACCAUGGACCUUGUGAUGGCAGCUCUUCCAGGCUGGUCACUGUGUUUCAAAUCCUCCUGCAUGGAGCAUCAUUAACUAUACAGGAAGGAGCAGUGAAGGUGGAUGGACGCUUCGUGUCCCUCCCUCACAUCUUGCCAUCAGGGGUGUCCCUGUCCUCUGGUGUGAGCCAGGACAAGUCAGAGGUCACAGUGAUUUUGAGGAGAAACACUGGUUUGGAGUCAGAGCUGGAGAUAGAGAUUGGUGUUACCAUGGUGACAGUCAAGGUCCCUUUCUGGUACUCAGGGAAAUUGUGUGGUCUCUGUGGAAACCUUAAUGACCUCCACUCACACAGUUCAGUCAGGUCAUGGGUUCUCCCUGACUUUCCUGGCUGCACCCUUAUCAGUCCAUCUAAUGCUGGAUGGGCAGGGAGGGAGUUUGCCCUGUCAUUCAUGCAGAAUUAUAUUCCCAACUACGACAGUCCUCGCUUUCAGCUAUACAUCACUGCUGUUCAGGCCAACGCUAAAGUGACAGUGCAAGUGCCUCCCUUAAACUUCAAGCAAGAGAAAACUCUAAGUGCAGGAGAAGGGGUCACCAUCAGUCUCCCUACUGGUGUUGAGAUGCACGACAGCACAAAGUCUCCCAACACGGUGCGCAUUGAAGCCUCAGCAGAUGUGACUGUAACCUCCUUCAACUACAAGCAGUACACGGCAGACACCUCUGUGGUGUAUCCAAUCACUGAAUGGGGUACAGAAUAUUUCAUCUUUACGCCUAUUGGGUCCCCCUUCGGCUCCUAUAAAGAGUUCUCUGUGACAAACGGCAAAGAGCCCACCAAAGUGGAGAUUUUCCCCCGUGGCCCCAUCAGGUUCCAGGGUCGUGUCUAUGCGGCUGGCAGCCGAAUGGUGAUAGAUCUCCAGCCGUAUGAGAGUGUCCAGCUCCAGAGCACAUACAAACUUUCUGGCACCAGAGUUACAUCCCAGCACCCUGUUGCGGUUGUCACAGGUCACACAUGCACCUGGUUCUUCUCCAAAUGCAACCAUGUAUACGAGCAGCUGCUGCCAGUCAGCAAGUGGGGAACCAGCUUUAUUGUGCCUCCACUGAGCUUUCAGAAGAACUAUGACAGCGUCUUCCUCCAAGCCUCCAAGCCCACCAAAGCCACUGUCAAAUAUGGCAACCGUGAGCAGAAUUAUAAUUUCGACAAAAGACGGAUAAUAGAGAUCCGCCACCACAAUACUGAAUCACUGUACAUCCAGGCUGAUCAUGGCAUCCAGGUCCUCUUCCUCUUCAACGGCGUCACACAGAACUGGCACCAAUUCAUCGACCCUUUCUUGAUGACAAUCCUGCCCACAGACCGCCUCUGCUCCUCUUACUCACUAGAGGCCCUGGAAGGCUUUGACAACCAAGCCCUGAUUGUGGCACAGACCAGUGCAAUGGCAGAGCUGCGUAUUGAUGGUACUAACCUGCCCCGUAAUGUCCAGUGGAAAAAGGUGGCAGGGACUGAGUACUCUUGGGUACAGAUGCCCUUCAAACUGACCCCUGGCAACAAUAGGCACACUGUGUCCAGCUCUGGUUCCCUCUUUGCGCUCUACAGUUUAGGAGUCAGCCAGAUGAAUGGUUAUGGUGCCCCAGGACAAUGUAUACAGCAAGGUGGUGGUGGAUCUUUGUCCUGUAGCACUAUCACUUGCAGUCCCAGUGAGGUGUGUGAAAUGAAGGGUGGGUAUCCCUCUUGUGUCCCUAAGCCUGUGGAAAAGAAACCUGGUGUCUGCUGGGCCAUGGGAGAUCCCCACUACCGCACCUUUGACGGGCGCCACUAUGACUUCAUGGGUACCUGUACAUAUGUCAUCGCUAAAAACUGUGGGAAGGAUGAUAAGCUCCCUGCCUUUGAGGUCCUUGCCCAAAACGAGAACAGGGGAAGCCUCAGGGUGUCGUAUGUCGCCUUUGUCACAGUGAAGGUGUAUGGCUUCACCAUCACAAUCGCUCGGUCUGAGACAGGUCGUGUGAGGAUUGACGACAGUCUGUGGAGUUUGCCUGUGACCUUGAAAAACGGCAAACUGCUCAUGUUUCAGAGCGGUCGCUCUGUGGUCAUUGAGACUGACUUUGGCCUGACUGUCCGUUAUGACUGGGAACACUAUCUCGAGGUCGAUUUGUCCGCCACUUACGCUGGUAAGACAUGUGGUCUCUGUGGCAACUUCAAUAACAACCCCAAUGAUGAUUUCACCACACCGUCCGGCACCCAGGCAGGUGGGGCUGUGGCCUUCGGGAGCAGCUGGAAGGUGCCAGGGCUGGUUAAAAAUGCUCUGUGCAAAGACGACUGUGUGGGUGGGUGUGAGCGCUGUGAACACAGCCUGAUGAAGAAGUGGGAGGGUGACUUGUUUUGUGGGCUCAUCACACUCAUACUCGAUGGGCCAUUCAGCAAAUGUCAUUCCGUCAUUGACCCACAAGCAUACCUGGAGAACUGUAAAUAUGACGUAUGCAUGGGAGGCGGCCUUCGACAUUUCCUCUGCAGGGCACUGGAGGCUUAUGCUGAAGCCUGCCAGCUUGCUGGGGUCCAGGUUCAAGACUGGAGGAAGAGGGCAAAAUGCCCUGCUAAAUGUCCAGCUAACAGCCACUAUGAGCUCUGCGGCAAUGCCUGUCCUGCCACUUGUUCUGACCCUGAUGCUCCCUCCAAAUGCAGACGUCCCUGUGUGGAGUCCUGCACCUGUAACAAAGGUUUUGUUUUGAGCGGAGGUCAGUGUGUGCCCACCUCCAAAUGUGGUUGUGUGUAUGAGGGUCGAAGCAUCCCUGCUGGGGAGUCAUUCUGGGCUGACCAGGGCUGUCGGCGAAGGUGUAAAUGCCUUGCUGGAAGCCGGCGCGUGGAGUGCCACAAUAAAGGCUGCGGGGCAGCGCAGCAGUGCCAGGUGGUUGAGGGCAUAAGAAAGUGCCAGGCAGUCUCCCACAGCACCUGCCAAGCCACGGGUGACCCCCAUUAUAAGACCUUUGACAACAGGAAAUUUGACUUCCAGGGCACAUGUGUGUACCAGCUGGUUGCACUCUGCUCUAAGAACCCAGACUUAGUGCCCUUUGAAGUGCUGGUGCAGAAUGAUCACCGGGGCAGCAGGGUGGUCUCCUACACCAAAUUAGUGGAGAUCAAGGUGGACUCCAUCAGCAUUAUCAUUACAAAGACCCACAAAGGCCUGAUUUUGGUGAAUAAUGAGUUGGUCAACCUGCCCGUCACCCUGGAUGAAGGAAAGAUAUCUGUGUAUAAGAGCGGCUGGUCGGCUGUGGUCACCACAAACUUCGGCCUCAAAGUCACCUUCAACUGGAACAGCGCUGUGUACGUAACACUGCCAAGCACCUACAUGGGAGCCGUUUGCGGCCUGUGUGGCAACUACAACGGCAAAGCCCAGGACGACUUGAUUCCAAAGAAUGGCGACAAACCUGUUUCAGCAGACAUUUUUGGCACCAGCUGGCGAGUGGCAGAGAUCCCAGGAUGUGUGGAGGGCUGUAAAGGGGUGUGUCCUAAUUGUGACAUUAAUGAGAAGGUUCAGUAUGAAAAGAAAGAUUUCUGUGGUAUCAUCACAGACCCCAAAGGGCCGUUCCGUGACUGCCAUGCCAAGGUGGACCCAGCUGGAUUCUUUGAGGACUGUGUUUAUGAUGUAUGCUUGUAUAAGGGCAGAAAGGAUGUGCUUUGUGAGGCUAUUACAUCAUACACAUCUGCCUGCCAAGCUGUGGGGGCCAAGGUGUACAGCUGGAGAACCAAACAGUUCUGCGCGGUGAAAUGUUCGGUCCACAGCCACUAUGAAAUUUGUGCGAUCGGCUGUCCCGCCACUUGCCAGAGUCUGACCCCUCCUCAAGGUUGCGACGCCGAGUGUGAGGAGGGCUGUGCCUGUGAUGAGGGGUACAUCCUCAGCGGGGAUCACUGUGUUCCCUUCUCAGAGUGCGGUUGUGUCUACAAUGAUCGCUACUACCGCAUCGGCCAAGUGUUUUAUCCCAAUGGGAAGUGUCAGGAAGAGUGCAAGUGCGCACAAGAUGGAGAGGUUGAGUGCAAGAAGUUCACAUGUGGCCCUAAUGAGAAGUGUAAAGUGGAGAAUGGUGUCCAGAAAUGUCACCCUGUUGGUAAGGGUGUGUGCCACGCCUCUGGUGACCCCCAUUACCGCUCUUUUGAUGGGCGGACAUUUGAUUUCCAGGGCACCUGCACCUACACGCUCUCCAAGAGCUGUGGGCUGGAAGGCACCCACCUGGUGCCCUUCUCUGUCCAGGUACAGAACGUGCAAUGGAACCAGAUGAUGAACAACAAAGUGGUGUCUGUCACCAAGCUGGUCGCUGUGGAGGUCUAUGGCUACACUCUCAUCAUGAGGAACAACAUGUUUGGGGUCCUGGUAAAUGGGGUGUUUAACUACGUGCCUGUGAAUCUUAAGGAUGGAGCAGUGCUAGUCUUCCAAGAAGGCAUGCACUAUGUUAUUGAAACAAAUUUCGGGCUGCGUGUCACUUAUGACCUGGUCUAUCACGUGACGGUCACAGUACCUGGUAAUUACCGUGACAAGGUCUGUGGCCUGUGUGGCAACUUCAAUGGUAACCAAAAAGAUGACUUCCAAAUGCCCAACCAUAAGCUCACCAACAAUGUGAAUCAGUUUGGAAAAUCAUGGAUGAUCAACAUCCCGAAUGUGAGGUGUGGAAAUGGCUGUGAGGGGAACAACUGUCCUGACUGUCCCCCAGCUCGCAAGGCUGUGUUUUCAAAGUCCACUUACUGCGGUAUUAUGACAGCACCCAAAGGUCCUUUUGCAGCCUGCCAUAGUAAACUGGACCCACAGCCUUACUUUUUGGACUGUGUGUUUGAUGUGUGUGCUUCUGACGGUGACGGGAAGGUGCUGUGUAACAGCGUAGCAGCCUAUGCGUUCAACUGUCACAUGGCAGGAGUGGACAUCAAAAACUGGAGGACGUCUUCAUUCUGUCCUAUGAAAUGCCCGGCCAACAGUCACUACGAGGUGUGUGCACACCCCUGCUCCUCAUCCUGCGCAGGCCUCUCAGAGAUUGUCAAGUGCUCUGACAGCUGUACAGAAGGCUGUGAAUGUGAUCCUGGCUUCUUAUAUGAUGGACAUGGGUGUGUUCGAGAGACUGAGUGCGGCUGUUACGACAAUGGAAGAACAUACAAGCCUGGUGAAGUGGUGUAUGAGGAAGACUGUAAGACAAAGUGCACCUGCAAACCAGAGACAGGCCUUGUCUGUGAAGACCAUACCUGCCCCAAAAGCACCAAAUGCAUGGUCAGGAAAGAAAUCAGGGCGUGCUACAACACAGAUCCCUGCAAAGAUGCCAAGUGUCGAGUCAAAGAGAAGUGCCAUGUUGAGAAGGGUGAAGCCGUGUGCGUCCCCGAGUACACAGGAGUAUGCUGGGCCUGGGGCGACCCCCACUACCACACAUUUGAUGGUUACAACUUUGACUUCCAGGGCACCUGCAAAUAUGUCAUCUCCAAGACCUGCGGGAAGCUGGAUGGUCUGGUGCCCUUCUCAGUCACUGAGAGAAAUGAUAACCGUGGAAACACGGCAGUUUCUUAUGUCAGGGAGGUAGAUGUGUCUGUGUACGGGUACAACAUCACCAUCCGCAAGAGCCAAGUUGGUCGAGUCAUGGUGAACGGAGAGCUGGUGAAUCUUCCUGUACGCCUGUCUGAGGAUGAGGGCGAGGGUGAGGUGUCAGUGUUUCAGCGUGGCCACACUGCAGUGGUGGAGACAAGUUUUGGCCUGAUCGUGUCCUACGACUGGAACUGGGAGCUGGUCAUCAGGCUGCCCAGCAGCUACUACGGCAGUGUCUGCGGUCUGUGUGGCAACUUCAACGGCAACAACCGCGACGAGCUCCUGAAUCCAGCCGGCAAAGCUGUCUCCUCAGUGAUAGAGUGGGGCAAGAGCUGGCAAACGCCUGAGCAGGACAAGGACCAUCCUUGUUGGGACACCUGCAAGAAAAACUGCCCUACCUGUGACGGUGACCAGCGUAAGCUCUAUGAGACCGAGGCUUUCUGCGGCGGCCUCGUAGCCAAAACCAACAAUGUGUUCAAGAAAUGUCAUGCAAAAUUGGACCCCCAGGCCUUCAUGAACAGCUGUGUGUAUGACAUGUGUUUAAAUAAGGGAGACAAAAAGAUGCUGUGCCAGGCAUUGGCCUCAUACAGUGAGCAAUGUCGUGAGGAAGGAAUAAUAAUCCAAGGAUGGAGGAAAAAGUUUGGCUGCCCAAUGAACUGUCAGCGUCACAGCCACUAUGAAGACUGUGCCAGCCCAAGUCAGCCAUCCUGCCCAUUCCCUGAGAAAAAGAAGGCCUGUACCGGCACCUGUGUGGAGACCUGUGUGUGUGACAAGGGUUACGUCCUCAGCGCUGGUGUCUGUGUGCCCGAUAAAACAUGUGGCUGCUCCUAUCAGGGCCGUUAUUACAAGCCAGGCCAGCACUUCUGGGACGAUGAGACCUGCGGCCGUCUAUGUGAGUGUGAUACGACCCUGGGCAUGGUGACAUGCCGCGAGGCUUCCUGCUCUGCCAAGGAGACAUGCACCGUGGUGGACGGAGAGCGUGCCUGCCGACCCAUCAGUCACGCCACAUGCACAGCCUCAGGUGACCCACACUACCGCAGUUUCGAUGGCCGCAGGUAUGACUUCCAGGGCACAUGUGUAUAUCAGCUGGUGGGACUGUGCUCGGAGCGGCCCGGGUUAGUGCCGUUCAAGGUGACUGUGCAGAACGACCACAGGGGAAGCAAAGCCGUGUCCUACACAAGGACUGUCACGUUUUCCAUAUAUGGCAUCACCCUCACCAUCAGCAGAGAAUACCCGCACAAGGUCUUGCUCAAUGGGCAGCUCGCUUCGUUACCGCUGGAUUACAAUAAUGAGCUGGUUGUGUUUCUCAGCGGCUGGACAGCUGUAGUGGAGACAGUUGCUGGUAUCACCGUGACCUUUGACUGGCGGAGCACAGUGAGUGUUACUCUGCCCAGCAACUACCAGGAUGCGGUCUGCGGUCUGUGCGGCAACUACAAUGGAAAAGGUCAGGAUGACCUGACCAUGCGGAACGGCCAGAUCGCCAAAAAUGGAGACAUGCUGGGGGAGAGCUGGCAGGUGGCCCUUGUACCAGGCUGCUCAUCAGUCUGCCAGGGGGCAUGGUGCCAGGCCUGUUCAGACUCCCAGAGGAAAGUGUACCGAGCCGAGAAGUACUGUGGUAUUAUUGCUGACAGAGCAGGGCCUUUCAGAGAUUGUCACAAACGUGUGGACCCUGCUCCUUACCUGGAGGACUGUGUGUAUGAUGCCUGUCAUUAUCAUGGUCACCCUGGAGCAAUCUGUGAUGCCGUAGGAAUCUAUGUCUAUGCCUGUCAGAGCGAAGGAAUCGUCAUCCAGUCCUGGAGAACAGAUAACUUCUGUCCAAUGGUGUGUCCAGCUAACAGCCAUUAUACCCUGUGUGCCACGGGCUGCCCGACCACCUGUGCCAGCUUAACCUCCCUUGUCACCUGCCACAGGGCCUGCACAGAGGCCUGCGAGUGUGACGAAGGCUACCUGCUGAGCGGGGAUACCUGCGUGCCUGUCAAAGACUGUGGCUGCUCCUAUGAUGGCCACUACUACAGGAGAGGAGACGUCUUCUACCCUGAAACCGAGUGUGUGGAGCAAUGUGUCUGUGGAGAGAACGGCGUGGUGUCUUGCCAAAAAGCCAAGUGCCAUGCAGGGGAGAUCUGUAAGCUUGUAAAUGGAGUGAAAGGCUGCCACCCUGAGGGGCAGGGCAAGUGUGUGGCUUCUGGUGACCCUCAUUACAUUUCCUUUGAUGGACGGAGGUUUGAUUUCCAGGGUACCUGUGUCUAUGUGUUGGCUAAGGUUUGUAAUGAUGACAAUGGCCGGCUCACGCCAUUCACUGUUACUCAGGGGAACGAGAAGUAUGGAAAUGGCAAAGUGGCUGUCACCAAGUCGGUUGCAGUGUCGGUCUACGGUUAUGUCAUUUACAUCCAGCAGAAGAUGCCAUGGAAAGUCAUUGUGGAUGAUGAACUUCUAAAUCUUCCUCUCUCCCUGGACGAUGGGCGUCUCAGGGUCACCCAGGAGGGUCGCAACGUAGUUGUGCGGACAGAUUUUGGACUGACAGUCUUGUAUGACACUGUCUAUUAUGUUGAGGUGAUCGUGCCCUCCACAUACCAGGGUAAGAUGUGCGGUCUUUGCGGCAACUACAACAAGAACGGCGGCGAUGACUUCAUACUUCCUAAUGGCAGAAAAACAAACAACGUCGAUGACUUUGGGAAGGCAUGGGUGGUGGACCUGCCUGGCAAUGUGUGUGGUGGCUGCGGAGGCCAGUGUCCAGUAUGUGAGCAGGCCAAGGCCACCCUGUACAGGAGAGCCGACUCCUGUGGCAUCAUGAGCGCACCUAAUGGGCCUUUCAAAGCCUGCCACAGUAAAAUCGACCCAGCGGCAUAUGUGUCCCAUUGUGUGUUUGAUGUUUGUGCGGUGGGUGGCGACAAAGACACUCUGUGCAACAGUGUCCAGGCGUAUGCUUUGGCCUGCCAGAGUGAAGGAGUGAAAAUCCAGCCAUGGAGGAGCGGCUCCUUCUGCCCUGCCUCCUGCCCUGCACACAGUCACUAUGAGGUGUGCGCCAACACCUGUGGUGGGACCUGUGCCAGCUUUAUUUACCCGUUCACUUGUUCUGAAGGCUGCUUUGAAGGAUGCGAAUGUGACGCUGGCUUUGUUUUCGAUGGCAUCCAGUGUGUUCCCUUGGACAACUGUGGAUGUGUGCUCAAUGGCAGAUAUCUGACGGUGGGCGAAACAGUGGUGGACAAAGGCUGCAAGUCCAAGUGUGUGUGCCAGGCCUCUGGGGUGGUGAAAUGUGAGAAGCUGUCCUGUGCCACUGAGGAGGUCUGUAGCGUAAGAGACGGGGUCAGAGGUUGCCACGUCAAACAGGGCCAGUGCGGCAUCAGCCAAGUCGGCCACCUCACUUCCUUUGAUGGCAUGUCUGGAGCGAUAGGAGCUAAAGGGGCAUUUGAAGUGGCGUCUCUGUGUGACGAAGCUGCCAAGCUGUGGUUCCGCGUGGUUGUGGAUGUCAGGGUCUGCAGUAGAGGGGCAUCUCCCGCUGUCGCCACUGUGUAUGUGUUCUUCAAGGAAACAGCUGUUGCAGUGAACAGCCAACACGUGACUUGGGUAAAUGGCAGGAAAGUGUCUCUUCCCGCUAAAGUGACGAGUGAAAUAUCUAUCCGAAUCUCAGAGAGGACUGUGAUCAUCGAGCACGCACAUGCCAUGCAGGUCACCUACUCAAUUUCACAGGAGGUCACCGUUAUUGUCGACAGCAGCCUGGCCGGUAAAAUGUGCGGCGCCUGUGGCAACUACAAUAGCAACUCCAAAGAUGACAUGAGGACCGCAGAUGGGAAAAUCACCACUGAUGUGACUGUGGUUGUUGGCUCCUGGAGCGCCGGGGACUUUUCUAGAUGAGGCCUGUAGAGAUGUUGGUUCUGCGGUGAUAGAAAGCAUCUGGUAUACAGGAUGAAGAAUGUGACGUUUGUUCGGUGGAAGUUGCUUGUUUACAGCCAGUCUUACUCAUCAUACUUCCAGUACUUCCUCUUGAUUCAUGAAAUGGUUUUGGUUGUUUACUGGCCGUCUGGUCCUCUAUUGUUCACUUUGGAGUGGUAGAAAAAAUCAGGCUCACUCUUGACCGACACCUCCAUCUAGUGGAGGAGGGAGUUACACCGCCUCUUCUCCACAGAGCAAGAGGAACUCGUCCUAAACCUGUCUUAUUAUACUGUACUUGCUUAGUUUUAAAAAUUGUUUUACAAAAUGUGAUCUCCUUACUGUUCUGACCAAUAAAAACUUUUCCAUUACACUG
This is a messenger RNA of Epinephelus lanceolatus (giant grouper), 21836 nucleotides long. The record is from RefSeq and is a predicted model, not a curated record. Lineage: Eukaryota; Metazoa; Chordata; Actinopteri; Perciformes; Serranidae.